UUCGGUUAAGUUCUUUGCUUCCCACGACAUGUCUGAAAAUAAGCUCCUUUGCGCUGUAGUUUUCUUAACUUCACUGGUUUGCUUAGCGCGCUCACAGGGGACGAGAUUUGUUCAUUCAGCUGCUUUAGAUGCGGAUGGGAGAUACAGAAUUAAGUGGGGAUUUGACGAGUCAACGAUAGCGUUUGAAGUAGAAGUAGAAACGAGGGGAUAUAUAGGAUUUGGCUUGUCGCCGAACGGUGCGAUGGCUUCGUCUGAUAUCGUGAUAGGUGGUGUGCUCAACGGAAGUCCCUAUCUACUGGACUACUUUACAGACUCAAACAGAAAGGUCCAUAAAGACCCACAGCAGAGCUACCGGCUGCUGUAUGGGAGAGAGAAUGACACACAUACGGUCCUGGCUUUCAGCAGAAACCUCCAGACCUGUGAUGACAAUGACAAAGUCAUUACGGGCAGUACAGUGAGAGUGAUCUGGGCGUUCCAUUCAGAGGAUGUGGGAGUGUCAGGACCAGUCUACCAUGGUAUGACCAGAGGCAGAAAGAGUUUACGUUUACUGAACCCUGGAAGCAGCUCCAGCAUCCCAGCAGGAACAGCUUUCUUUGACCUUCAAAAUGAAAAGGUUCCUGUUCCUCAUAAGGACACAACAUACUGGUGUCAGAUCUUUAAAUUCCCAAAGUUGAAGAGAAAACAUCAUGUAAUCAGAAUAGAGCCACUGAUUCACAAGGGUCAUGAGAAUCUGGUUCAUCACAUUCUGCUUUACCAGUGUGACAGCAAUCUGAACAAGAGUGAGAUUAACAGGGGACAUGAAUGCUACCAUCCAAAUAUGCCAAGCUCCUUCUUUACAUGUGAAACCGUCUUGUUCGCCUGGGCCAUUGGGGGCGAGGGCUUCACAUAUCCCCCACGUGUUGGAAUGUCUAUAGGAACCUCAAUAGACCCGGUUUAUGUACAGAUGGAGAUUCAUUUUGACAACCCGUCCUUACAAAGAGGGAUAGUGGACAGCUCUGGCCUGCGCCUGUAUUAUAGCCCAAGCCUGAGGCGCUAUGAUGCUGGGGUCAUCGAGACAGGAGUGUGGGUCAGUCUCUACCACAUGUUGCCCCCAGGCAUGAACGAUUAUGUUACAGAAGGACACUGUACUCAGGAGUGUCUCCAGGAGUCACUGGACAGUGAAAUGCCCAGUGGAGUGAAUGUGUUUGCAGUUCUGCUCCAUGCUCACUUGGCAGGUCGAGCUAUCAGAACUCGACAUUUCCGGGAACAGGAUGAGCUGCAGCCACUGGCCUCAGAUGACCAGUUUGAUUUCAACUUUCAGGAGUUCCAGCCACUCAGCCAGGAGAGGCUCAUCUUACCUGGGGACUCUCUAAUCACAGAAUGCAGAUAUAACACUAAAGGCAGAAUGAACAUGACCUGGGGAGGUCUUAGCACACGGGAUGAGAUGUGUUUGUCAUAUCUUCUGUACUACCCAAGGGUCAACCUAGCCAGGUGUGAGAGUUUACCAGAAAUCACCGGCCAGCUCAAAUUCAUCGGGGUCAAAGAGAUCCAGGAACCUGUUAUAACCUGGCCCUUUGUUAUAAAGAGUCCUAAGAAAUACAGCAACCUUUCUUUCACGGACGCAAUGGAUAAAUACAGGUGGACGAGGAAGAGAGGGAAGGCAUUCAAUGAGGUUGUACGAAAACUCCCCAUGAACGUCCGCUGCUCCAAGAUUGGCCAGGAUGAGUGGUCGAUUCAAGGCAUGAUUGUCUCUCCACCGGAGCUGAAGUCAGAGCAGGUGUCUGCUGCUGGUGUACCCUGCAGGAAUGUCUCACAGACUCUGUGUGAAAGCUCCCACUCUCUGCUCCUCACUGUAUGCCUCCUGCUCAUUUUACAGACCUACCUACACCUCUAAUGUCCACUGCCAUCUCAAUGUACUAUAUUCCUGUACACAUAUAGGCAGUAGUGUAGUCCACUGCAACUCUGUACAUAUCAUAAAUGGGUCAUUCCUACAAUUCGGUGACAUUCCAGCUUUGAAACUUUUGAAAAAUAAAACAUACUUUUACAAGUUUCUUCAUGUUUCAUCAUUAUAGGGACAUGUUAAAGAUUGUACUAAUCAUACUUGUAAAGCUAAAUUAAUAAAAAAUCCAGUUAAUAUUAUGUCAAUCCAGUUAAAUGGGCUGUAUCAGGGUGGACAAUAGCAGGUAGACAUUCAGUGGAUAAAUUAGCCACUAGAUGAUCUGUGAUUGAUAUCUAGGAAACAUAUUUGUAAACUAAUAUUUGUGAUUUUAUUUCUGUUAACAUAAAUAAUGUAUAUUGAAAUUUUUUAAUUAUUAUAAUUUCCCAAAUAUCUCCCAUUAGAGGGUGGAUACGUUACGCUUGACCACAUAUUACUAACACCACAAAAUUUAAGGAAAACAUAAAUAAAACAAUAGAGUUAUAAACUUAAAAUAACUCAAAGUAAUUUUGCAGAAUGGCUGAUGUCCACCUCCAGUGUGUGUGUGAUGUCAUUUCAUAACAUAUAUCUUGAAUGAAAGGUAUCAUGAAAUAACAGGGUGCGCAAUAAAUCAAGGGACACACAAAAACCUUCACUAUCAGUGUUAAAAUUACACAUUUACCACAAAUAAAUACAUGUUAGUAAGAGAAUGUAACACUAAAUUCUUAACUGUAUGUGGGGGAAAAAAGUUUAUUUUUGUCGAAGAUGUUUGACGUUCAGUUUUUGGGACAUGAGGAAGUGACACAGUGCAAUAGAAAAGGAUAUUAAUUUUAUAAAAUGUUACUUUUAAGCCCACAGAAGUGUGUAACAUCAGAAAAAGUCUUUAUUCUUUUUAACAAGCCUACUCAAAUUGUAAUCAAUACAAUUUACAAUACAAAUUAAACAAUAUAAAUACCACUGGGGACUUAAAUGUCAAAGAAUUGUAGGAAUAACCUAUAUUUACAGGCGUUCCUGUGUGAGGCAUUGCUUAACAUUGGAAAAAGCGCAGACGGAUGCAAAAAUGCUUUCAGUGUGAACGUCCCCUACUAAACUUAAAAUGAAAAAUGCUUUAAAAAGCGUUAGAGAAAGGGAGAGAAAAGGCUUAACAUGAAAAUAGUGUAUUUCUCAUUGGAUUAGUGUCCUUGUUUUGGCAGUAAAUAGUGUUUAUCAUAAGGGAAAUGUAAGAAAAAUGUGUUAACUAAACCUGUACUACUGUACAUUUAUUUUAAAUUAAUGCAGUUUUUUUUACCUUUCUCUUCCAGAACGAGCUCUGAUAUAGGCAAUAAAAUGUAAUGGCAUUUCAUGAAUAGGUGCAUUUACUGGUGUUUUAAAAUCCCAAUGGUGGUAAACUAUUAACAUGCACUCAAAUGCUAUAUGAUUUUGACAAAAUGUUCUUGCUUCUGACAAAAACACAACAGAAGACAUCCACUGAUUGUGAUGGGACGAUUUUUUAUUUUACUGGACAUUUGGGAUAUUUCGUUAAUUAAUUUUACCUGAUACUGCUUCAGAAUGAGGGUAACUUUCCUUCUCCACUCACUGUCAUAAAUUCCCUCAGUCGAUGAUGGCGGUCUUAACGAUUGUCAGGGGGAGGGAAUUGUAGAAUUCAAGUGAUAUUGCAUCAAUUACAACAAAGAAUCACCAGUUUCACAAAACAGUGUCCAAUCAGUUAAAGGGAAACUAACAUGACAGUAGAUUAUAGACUUCUGAGCAACAAAAUAAGUGGGGAUACUGAGUGUAUAUGCAAAUAUUGAUCUUUAGAAGUCAUUGUACGCAAACAGCCCCAGGAAAAAAAUAAGCAUUUGGCGUAUACGUGUGUAUGGCCCGACUACACCACUGCAUGCAGAUAUUCCGUAUGUCACCACUGGCCCCCACAAGCCCAAGUUAUUAUUAUGGCACUUUUCCGCUGCACGUUACGGUUAGACACGCAUCAAGGUUUACUUCUCUGAGCUUGCAUUUCCACUGCAGUUUAGGGCCAUCUCAACAUGGGUGGGAUUAUAGGCUGAUCGUCAUAGUUGCACCGCCUCUACUUCCGUGACAUCAUCUUAAACACAACACAAACUGACCAAAACAAUAACACAACCGCUAGCUUUUAGCUACUGUGGUUAGCAUGGGGAUUUUACACAAGUGUAACAGUUAAAUUGGCCUGGUUGUUUUAGAAGCAAGCUUACAAUAGCUGGUCAACUAAAUAAUGUGAAGAUUUCAAGCAGAGUAUAGAGUUAACGUAACAAAACAUACCAUCCUCCAUCGUGGAUCAACGCAGAGUGCAGGGCACUCUCCCUCCCAUUGCUCGCCGGUUUAGAUAGCGUCCAUUUGGUUGAACCACUUCCACUUUUACGUUUUUUUUACUUUUCCCUACACUGUUGGUUGGUCCGUCUGCACCUCGUUUAUUGACUACAGCAUGGUUUUACGCACAGCCAAUUUUUUUUUUACAAUUCGAAAGUGCCGUGAACAAAUGAUACUGUUAUCGCUGUAGUUAACUUUAAAACUAGCGGGUUGAUGUUGCGUGUCGGAAAUCCAGUGACGCUGGUAGUGACGAUUCUCCCUGACCAAUCAGAGAUCUGCUGGAUUUUUACAUCAAAUUUAGUAUCGGCUUGGCUCACUUGGAACCUCGAUUGAGGUGGUACUAAAAAAGUAUCAGGUACCAGGUACUAUCCACAGUGAACCCCAAAAAUGUGAGCAGAGUCGAGUUGUACCGUGCAGUGGAAAAGCCCCAUUACUGAAGUGGUUAUUAACAGUAAGACUCAUUCUCUGAUUUAUGCACAUUUGGAGACACGAUAGAGUAAUAAGGCUGUGUGACUCAUCAUUAACUAAAUCAAGCUUAUCACUUGCAUUGAUCACAACUAUGUUGUAUUAAUGUAGGCUGAAGUCACCUUUAGGACCAAUUUAUGAUUCUCAUGUAAUAUCUUUUGGUUCAUGCUCACUGGAGUCUCUCAGCCGCUUCAAAUGAAUGCCUCUCCAUAGCUGUAACUCAUCAUAAUCUCACCACAUAUCUGAAAUAAGCUGUUAUACUGCUGAGUUCCAGCUCACCAUAACCUACAAUGAGGUCCAAAAGUCUGGGAAUACUUGUGAAAAUGCUUCUUUUUAUCAAAUUAUGUUUUAAUAGUGAUUGAUUUGAUCGAACAUCUGAGUCAUAAAAUAUAAAUGAAUUUUAAAUAUGAGUUGGAGAUCUAAUGUCAGCCAUAUCAUCAGUGACUUCAUUAUUGUAAAAAUGAGCACUGUCAUUCAAACAUCCUUAAAAGUUAUGUAUAUUUGAAUACUUUUCAAAGGCUCUCUUCACAAUUUUAGUUUUAUUAGAAGUUACACUUUUAAACCAUCCUUAUCAUCUAACACAUGCAAAAGCCACCUGUCAAGAGCUCUGUUCCUCUCAUUUUAAGCUACGUAAAUGUGUGUUUCAUAAAU
This is a messenger RNA of Xyrauchen texanus (razorback sucker), 5332 nucleotides long. RefSeq names its product monooxygenase, DBH-like 1 (gene moxd1). Lineage: Eukaryota; Metazoa; Chordata; Actinopteri; Cypriniformes; Catostomidae. The record is from RefSeq and is a predicted model, not a curated record. Gene Ontology annotation, cellular component: secretory granule membrane. Gene Ontology annotation, molecular function: dopamine beta-monooxygenase activity; copper ion binding. Gene Ontology annotation, biological process: norepinephrine biosynthetic process; dopamine catabolic process; octopamine biosynthetic process. Bases 29 to 1873 code for a protein of 614 amino acids. The transcript is spliced from 12 exons.